AACACUCGUUUGCGCAUGCCCAAGUAUUAUGUCCAAUCUAAUCCAAGAAUUUGAAUUUGGCGCUAAGGGGAAGAAGGAGAGAAAAAUAGACAAAAGAAAAGACUGACUUUUGCGUUUGUGGUUAUGUUGUUCGGAUUGUAGCUUUGUCGCAGAUUCUUUGUUAGCAUUUAUAUCUUUUAAUCUUUUGUAGUUUAUGUGUGUUUUGUAGUGUUGGCGAUUUCAGAAUUGUUUUUAGUGCAAUUUAUAGUUUUAGUUUUAUUUAUAGAUUAGAGACAUUUAGUGCAACUGAAAGUGCAGGUAUAAGAACAUUUUGUAAAUUUAAGUAGGUAGCUCAAAAUGCCGAAACGAAAAACUCCAUCAAGGUUUUGUCUUCUAUGCGAAGGAAAUGUUCCAUGUGAAAUCGUAUACCAUAAGUUUCCUUCUAACCCACAAAUAAGAGAGUCAUGGAUGAAUGCAUGUCAGUUAGAUAAGGAAAAUGAUGACGUUUCUAAUACAUAUUUAUGUUCCCAACAUUUCAAACCCGAUGAUUAUAUUGAUAUAAAUGCCAAAAAAUUGGGAGGAUGUCUUCGACUCAAACCUGGUAUAAUUCCUUCAGUAUUAUUGCCCAGUAAACCUGAUGACCAUAAAAGGGGAUGCACACAUUUAUCUUCAAGCCUACAAGAAGCAACAUCUGCGCAUAGCACUGUCCCAUGUUUUGAAACAACAGUAGACGUUCCAUUAUUAGCUUGCAGACCUACUACACCAGCAACAACUUACG
This is a messenger RNA of Anoplophora glabripennis (Asian longhorned beetle), 757 nucleotides long. RefSeq lists its product as uncharacterized. The record is from RefSeq and is a predicted model, not a curated record. NCBI's taxonomy places the organism in Eukaryota, Metazoa, Arthropoda, Insecta, Coleoptera, Cerambycidae.